AUGAAAUAAGCUAUUUAAAAAGCUUUAAUGGAGAUUGCAAAUCCUAAAAAAGGAAAAGAAAUUUCUGCUUAUAUGAAAAAUGUUCUUCCUUUUAGAGGUCUAUAAUAACCAGAAAUUGCAAAAGUUUUCAAUCAAUUCAAGAAUGAAAUAAAAGAAAUGGAGGAUGAUUAAAAGUAUGAGGUAGCUGAUUUUUUGAUGAGAUAAGAAUAUGGAGAAGAUAAGAAAAUUGCAUUAAUGAUUGCAGAAAAAAUGAAAUUUGAUUUAUAAAGAAUAAAGUUAACAGAAAAAUGGUUUAUUGAUGGUCAUAUAAAAGAAUGGGCAACAGCAGAUACUUAUUGUGGAAGAGUAUUAAAGAGUUUUGUAAUAGAUAAGGAAAAUGCAAAAUUAAUGUUAGAUUGGGCUAAACAUGAAAAUUUAUGGAUGAGAAGAUCUAGUUGUGUAGGAUUUGUAACUUUAGCAAGAAAGAAAGUAUGUGAUAUGAAUUUACUUUAUGAAAUAUGUUAAGAGAACAUAAUUCAUUAAGAACGAUUUAAUUAAUUAGGAACAGGUUGGUUAUUAAGAGAAAUGUCAUUAGUUGAUUUAAAAGGAGUAAUUGAAUUUAUAAAAAAAAACAUAAAAUAUUUUAGUAGUGAAGGUUUAAGAUAUGCUUAUGAGAAAAUGAAAAAAAGUGAUUAAAAUUAUUUGAAAGAAUUAUUAAGAAUGAAAAAUAUAUAAACUAAUAAUUCAGAAGAUGAAUAAGAAGUUUAGGAUGAAAUAUAAUAGAAAUCAAAUGAUUAAGAUGAAGAAAGUGAAUAAGAUUUUAAAAUUAAGAAACCUAAAAGAUAAAGUAGAACAAUAAAAAGGAAACUUUGA
Paramecium pentaurelia is the source of this 852-nucleotide messenger RNA. NCBI's taxonomy places the organism in Eukaryota, Ciliophora, Oligohymenophorea, Peniculida, Parameciidae. The record is from the annotation of a GenBank genome assembly.